This is a messenger RNA of Monopterus albus (swamp eel), 727 nucleotides long. RefSeq names its product nuclear transport factor 2-like export factor 2 (gene nxt2). Bases 167 to 598 code for a protein of 143 amino acids. Lineage: Eukaryota; Metazoa; Chordata; Actinopteri; Synbranchiformes; Synbranchidae. The record is from RefSeq and is a predicted model, not a curated record. The transcript has 4 exons. Gene Ontology annotation, biological process: nucleocytoplasmic transport.
UACAGUUGGUGUCCGGAGGAAGUUAUAUAUGCAUCAAAAUGGUGGUGGCUAGUGCUAUAUGAAUGAAGUAAGAAAGAAAGUCACCUAAAUUAAUACUUCAGAAGAGAAGAUUUUUCACUAGUUGAUAGGAGUGAUUAGUAUUGUUUGCAUCCAUAUACCUGUACUUAUGGCAAGCACGCUGGAUUUCAGGACCCAUGCCGACCAGUCAUGCAGAUAUUCCGAAGAAUUUGUCAACAUUUAUUACGACUGCAUGGACAAGAAAAGGAGGAACCUGACCCGACUCUACCUGGACAAGGCGACAUUGGUGUGGAAUGGGAAUGCAGUAUCAGGUCAGGAUGCUCUGGGCGAGUUUUUUGAGUCCUUGCCAUCCAGUGAGUUCCAAGUUCACACACUGGAUUGUCAGCCAGUUCACGAACAAGCGACACAAGGCCAGACCACACUGCUCGUGGUGACUGGUGGGACAGUCAAGUUUGAAGGGAACAAACAGCGUUUCUUCAACCAGAACUUUCUCUUAACAGCUCAGGCUUCACCCAACAAUGAGCAGCCUGUUUGGAAGAUUGCCAGUGACUGUUUCCGAUUUCAAGACUGGAAUAGCUGAGGCUCUCCUCAUCCAUAUUCUUUCUUCCCUCUGUAAUGUAUGAGCACUGUCGUAAUAAUCGUGUAAAUAAACACACGGCUGGUUUAUUUCUGUUUUUGUAAUAAAAUAAAAAUGUCAUACAACACUGAA